AUGAAGCAAUCUUCUAUAUCUCUGGAAUAUUUUCUUAAGAAAGCAUAUUUAUUAGAAGGAAAGGAAGUAGUAAAGGUUAUCGAGGAGGUUCUAGAAGCUUCAAAUAUUUUUUUUUUUUCAGAAUUGCUUAAAAUUCCAAGUAUUCAGAAGUUAAAAGGAACAGAAAAUGAGCCUUAUUUGGAUAUUCUUUAUAUAUUUUGUUAUGGUUCUUAUAAGGAUUAUCAGGAAAGAAAACUAUUUCUUCCUUAUCUUUCGGAAAAUCAAGUAUAUAAAUUGAAAAAAUUGUCAUUAAUAUCACUCUCAAAGAAUUUUAAAAAUUUGAUGUAUUCCGAUUUACUUUUAUAUUUUGAUCUUUCGGACUAUAAGGAGCUUGAGAAGUUGCUCAUUGAUUGCAUUUACUCUUCACUUCUUUCUGGAAAGUUUGACUCCAAAAACAAAUGUUUUUGUGUUGAAUAUACGUGUGGAAGAGACAUUUCUUUUUCAAAUAUCGACGAGCUUAUUAAUAAAUUAUCAUUAUGGUCAGAAAACUGCACAGACGUGCUUAAUAAGUUAGAAUAUCGUGUUAAAAUUAUAAAAGAUGAAAUAUUUUCGAAAAAAUCAUUAGAAGACUAUCAAAAAUUUAUACACCAAAAAAUGGAAAAUAUUGAAACACAAGAAAAGGGUACAUAUAAAGGAAAGGGAGUGGAUACAACACAUUAUAAUCCCAUGGAAAUGGAUGAAAUGCAUAUUGAUGAUAACAUUUCUUUAUGGAAAAAUAUUUUUUUCAAAUAA
Pneumocystis murina B123 is the source of this 771-nucleotide messenger RNA. RefSeq lists its product as hypothetical. The record is from RefSeq and is a predicted model, not a curated record. The coding region runs from base 1 to 771 and encodes 256 amino acids. Gene Ontology annotation, cellular component: COP9 signalosome. NCBI's taxonomy places the organism in Eukaryota, Fungi, Ascomycota, Pneumocystomycetes, Pneumocystales, Pneumocystaceae. The transcript has 4 exons.